GAUUAGGAGACGCGCGUUGGCGGAAGCAAAGAGUCGACAACGUCUGUGACGACUUGGCAGUGGAACUGAAUUAGGCAUUGCAGUGUUGGGGCUUAGCCAACGCCAACGUUUCCUUAGCUUGGGCAUCUCUCAAGCCGGUAGACAAAUUUUACUAGCGUUGCUUUCGCCCAUCCAAUAUGUUGCGAUCCUUCAAACUGGCCUCCACUCUGCUCCUCCUAUCUUGGCUUGACAUAGCAAAGGCAGACGAUUCGUGGGAGUGUGCCUUUACCCUCGAUUCUAAGCAUCACUAUGACCUUAAGUCACUAUCGGGGGAGAGGAAAAUACAGAAAACUUGGCUGUCGCCUCCCACUAAAAACACGGACACACUGCGCUUCGACCUUUGCCAACCAAUAAAAGAAGACACCAGCGUACCUGAAGACGACAGAUGUCCCUCGAGUACGUAUGCUUGCUGGACCACCGCAAAUGAGAAAUCUGGAAAGACCAGAAUUACACAAGUUAUCUCGUUGGCUCGUUCGCCAUCUCUGAGUCCGGAGUACAAACGCUUGUCGGAUUCUGAGAUCUCCGUGACACUUCAUGGAGACUCAUGGCCAGAACCGACCUCACCACGAGAGCGCUUUGUCGUCACCCUGCAGUGUUCAUCGAGUGACGAGGACCCAGAACUAGGGAUCCAUACAGAAAACGCGACAGAAGUACACUGGAAAGUGAAAGCUGCCUGUGCAGAGGAGUCGAAACCACCCCCACCCGACACCAAACAUCCCGAUGAAGAUAGCAGAAAGACAUCAGAAGGAAGCAGUCUAGGAUGGUUCUUUUUCCUACUUCUGUUCUGUUUCGCCACGUAUCUUGGGCUUGGGGCGUAUUACAAUUACAAUAACUAUGGCGCUUCUGGUUGGGAUCUGGUACCGCAUCGGGAUUUCUGGCGUGACGUUCCACACUUGCUAUCUGACCUUCUGAGAGGAAUCCUGUCUGGCGUCAGGGGAAACAAUAGGGUAGGGAACCGAAGCGGGUAUGUCAGCGUUUAGAUCGAUCGAUGCCUUGGUCCGAGUCCCAGGUUUGAAAUCGCAUUAUUGUUUAUUAUACUUGCCUCAAUCGUAGUCGAUUAAUAGUCAAAUAAUUUGUGCACCUUCUAGGCGCUUUCAGGAUUAUAGCCCUGCUCCUUCAUAUCAUCGGGACACGCAAAAAGUUUACAUUGAAAUUUAGACAUUAAUAUAUACAUUGGGC
Cantharellus anzutake is the source of this 1218-nucleotide messenger RNA. RefSeq names its product autophagy-related protein 27. The transcript has 5 exons. Lineage: Eukaryota; Fungi; Basidiomycota; Agaricomycetes; Cantharellales; Hydnaceae. The record is from RefSeq and is a predicted model, not a curated record. Bases 177 to 1019 code for a protein of 280 amino acids.